Calidris pugnax (ruff) is the source of this 1490-nucleotide messenger RNA. RefSeq names its product goosecoid homeobox 2 (gene GSC2). The transcript has 6 exons. The coding region runs from base 478 to 1140 and encodes 220 amino acids. NCBI's taxonomy places the organism in Eukaryota, Metazoa, Chordata, Aves, Charadriiformes, Scolopacidae. Gene Ontology annotation, cellular component: nucleus. Gene Ontology annotation, biological process: regulation of transcription by RNA polymerase II. Gene Ontology annotation, molecular function: DNA-binding transcription factor activity, RNA polymerase II-specific; RNA polymerase II cis-regulatory region sequence-specific DNA binding. The record is from RefSeq and is a predicted model, not a curated record.
GGGUGCCCAAAUUCAGUCACGGGGCCAGGUUUGCCGAUACCAACCCAUGGAACAGCCUGGGAUUUGCCCCAGGGCGCAGAGAAGUGUCCGCCGAUUGGGAUUUGAUUACCAGCAGCUAUCAAAAGUCUCUUUGACACCAGCAGCAUGAGGAAGGGCAGGCAGAGUGCAGGGCCAUGGAGAACAAGGGGCUGCGAGGGGGCUCUCCUGGAGACUGGGUCUCAUUUUCGUGUGAUGCUGGAGGGGUCACUGGGCUGUUCAGUGUGAAGUCACGAGAUGCCACGAGGACCUUUGAUGAGCAGUGGUUUCACCUCUGUGUCUCCUUGCUGUGCCAUGAGUGGGACCAGUAUCUUCUCCUGCUUGCGAAGAAACACCAAGCGGGAGAGGGUUCUCCAGACCCCACUCCAGGGCAAGCACCCGGAGAGCAAACCCUGCUCAGCCUGAGCUGCCCAUCCCUGCAGCCGACGCUGCCAGCAGACGAUGUCUUUGGAGCCCACACCGGACGCCGACACCGGCAGGAGAGGCCUCAAGAAGCCAUGUUCCUUCAGCAUCGAGGACAUCCUCUCCAGCCCAGCAGAGAAGAGCUCCCAGGUCCUGGUCCCGCUGUGCCUGCGGGGCAUCUUGGACUGCGCUCCCAAGGGGCUGUGUGAGCUGGAGACCAUCCCCGGCAGCUCCCUGCAGGAGGAGGAGGAGGAGGAAGAAGAGGAAGAGCUGGAAGGGGCAGGUUGCAACUGCUGCUGCUGUUCCCACCGGAGCACCCGUUCCCUGCAGGACUCGCCGAGUUGGCUGGACGCCCGGCUCCCCUGGCCCGUGCGCCUCUUCCACUCGGCCGUCAGGGUCUGCAAGAGUCCCCCGGGGAACCCCGGCCAGCUGCAGGCUUUCCACCAGAUCCAGCGCCGGACGCGCCGGCAUCGCACCAUAUUCACCGAGGACCAGCUGCAGGCCCUGGAGACUCUUUUCCACCAGAACCAGUACCCGGACGUCAUCACCCGCGAGCACCUGGCGAACCGCAUCCACCUGAAGGAGGAGAGGGUGGAGGUUUGGUUUAAAAACCGUCGGGCCAAGUGGCGGCAUCAGAAGAGGGCGUCUGCCUCGGCACUGAUCCUCCAAGGCACCAAGAAGCCCCCCGAGGAGAGCUCUUAGGGGUUGCAGGCCGCGUCUCGGCGGAUGAAGGCUGAGAGCGCCCAUUGCCCGUGGCCAAAAGGCUCCGUAGGGGGGUACCUGAGAGGGACUCAUGAAGCAAAAGGGGAAUCACUGUGAUUCCCAGGGGAGGAGGAGAGAUAAAAGCAGACACGGCACUUCCAUGUCCCAGUUUCUCUUCCAACCCGAGUUCACGUGGCAGAUAACUCACCGGGCAGAUGCUCACCCCCAGAUGCUUCAGCAAAACCACUGCCCAAAGCCCGUGCAGGGGACUGGGCUGUACUGGUGUCACGUAGGUGGGCUCCAGGGGAAGGGGAGACUCCCCUCCUUGUCUUUGCUCCGUGUGGGUAGUA